Messenger RNA from Acytostelium subglobosum LB1, 2019 nucleotides. RefSeq lists its product as hypothetical. The transcript is spliced from 2 exons. Lineage: Eukaryota; Evosea; Eumycetozoa; Acytosteliales; Acytosteliaceae. The coding region runs from base 1 to 2019 and encodes 672 amino acids. The record is from RefSeq and is a predicted model, not a curated record.
AUGAACGCAACAACCACCAACGAGAACACUUUCAUCACCGUCUUUGUCCCAGUCCAGGUCCCAAUCACUUUGGCCAAGAAGCUAAACGCAACUUGCAACGCUGACAAUUUCAUUGUGUUGGACACUCCACUCCGUGUCAACAACAACCACGAGUUGAACGAGUUGGUCGCUUCGAUGUCCGCCUUUGCCACGGAGGGCCAAAUGUGUCCCACCGUCGCCAACACUGCCAACUCGUUGGUCACAAGUGUCAGCACCAGCACUACCACCGCCCACUCCACUACUCAUUGGACAACCACCUCUUUGGUCACCGCGGAGCACUUUGAAAGUUCCGCACAUCAUACCACGGAGACUGUUGCCAACAGUACAGUCAGGCUGGAAUGUCCAGAGAGCGUCUUCAUGGAGCAUCAAGUCCAGACACCGGAAACGAGUAGGACAAGCAGUGCAACAAGCACAAGCUGUGUUUUUGACAUGUCCGACGAACAUGCCGCUGCCAAGGCUUGUUUUGCCAAGGGCUCCUCUCUUCUUCGUGGCUGCAGCGAGCACCGCUUUGAGGGCGAGGGCACCGAGGGCACUGAGGGCAACCUACGUGUUUUGCAUCGACUGCGCUCCUCCUCACGUUCCUCGUCGUCCCGCCGCUCCUUUGACAGUGUUUGCUUUGUCAGAGGCUCCGAUAUCGGCUUUAUUAUUGUUCCUAGCCCUAUACGACGAGUUCCAGUUGUACCUCGACCAGACGUGCCAACAGUGUCAGCAGCAGCAGUUCCAUCAGCAUCAGCAGCGUCAGACUCUUUGGCAGUUUUACCACUUCCAGAUUGUUGUGAUUGUCUCUGGCAGAGCGAUAAGCAUCACUUUAAGAGUGGCUCCUACAUUGGGCUCGAGUGCUGCUUCUAUUACCAACAACAACAACAACCGUCUCAACAGCAGCAGCAGCUUAAACAAGUCGACCAGCGCAAUUACAGAAGAUCGUUGAGGAGACAACGUUCGAAUUCUACCGGCUCGUUAUUGACUACGACGUCGUGUAGGAUCCAUGAACUCGUACCCUGGAAUGACUGCAAGGACUCGCUCACUUCCAAGACCAGGAUAUCCACUUCCCAGCCGGCGACGCACACCACCGAGCAGGCUGACACCAUUUCCGCCUUUUGCCAGACGAACACGGCAUCGGUCGACACUGCAGAGGACGACCAGUGCUUCUUCGACUGGUUCGCCGACUUUAGCAUGCUCGAGGAGUCGACUGACAAGGCAGAUGCGGUGGUCACCAAGCGUCAGCCAAUGAUCACGUACCGCACAUUGGAGCAAUUCAUGCACAGCUUGGAGACCUGCCAGGAUGACGACAUGGAGGAGUGCUCGGCCCCGUGCACCAAGACCCACACAUACAACCGCCCCUCCGCCGCUCCGCGUCUCGCCAUCAAGUCCACCUGGUAUGUCUAUGGAAAUGCUCUGAACACUGAGUACUUCAACAACUGCAUGUUCGAUACGCACUGCGGCGACAUCAUCGUCGACCACUUUGAGCCCUUGGUCAACCAGCCCGACUUGUUCCUGUUGUCGAAUGGAGGUCGACGCAUCCUGGAGACACCCAACGCCGGAGGUAACUCUGUGUGGUCCGAGGUGUUGUCCUACGAAGUGCUGCACCAGGUGUUUGGUGCGCAGCUCAAGAGCACCGAGACUGAGAUCCAGUACUUGCCGGGCUCCAAGAUCACCGAUUAUUCCGUGACAUUCGACGGCCACCACAUUGGAGUCAGUGUCGUGAGAAUCAUCAACUUCUUUGAUCUCAUGGGCAAGAAGUACAAGGCGGUGUUCACCCCAGAGUACGCCAGACAGUUGCUCUACAAGAAGUUGUUUGGAGUAUUGGCUUCAUCCGAGGCUGUCAUUGACAAGUGGGAGAAGCAAAUUCUCUACAUAUGGACAACAUCGUCCACUGCUGCUGACAUCAUCGUCCAGGAGUACUGGAAGAUCCCCAAGAGAUUGAGGUCCAACACUUUGGUCUAUGUCACUCAUGCAACAAACUCUGAGUGGUUGUUCUGA